This is a messenger RNA of Aspergillus terreus NIH2624, 4182 nucleotides long. RefSeq names its product [Histone H3]-lysine-36 demethylase (gene jhd1). Gene Ontology annotation, biological process: regulation of transcription by RNA polymerase II; protein demethylation. The transcript has 2 exons. Gene Ontology annotation, molecular function: transcription coregulator activity; DNA-binding transcription factor activity, RNA polymerase II-specific; histone demethylase activity. The record is from RefSeq and is a predicted model, not a curated record. NCBI's taxonomy places the organism in Eukaryota, Fungi, Ascomycota, Eurotiomycetes, Eurotiales, Aspergillaceae. Bases 1 to 4182 code for a protein of 1393 amino acids.
AUGAUUAGUGCUACGUCCUUUGUGAAUCUUCCAGAGGGCCGACCGCCGCGCUAUCGCACCCCUUCCCCGCCGCGACGCGCCGUCGAGCCCAUCUCGCCAUGUGCCACCGCAGACCUCCGUCCCUCAGCGGCGGUCGAUCGCCGCGAGAUCGCCAAACCAACAACUUCUCGUCACGAUCAUGUUGUACCCGGUACGAGUCGACCGCCCGUCGCCGACGGUGGUUCUCAUCCUCAUCACCAUCACCGGGCCGGUCAUGGUCGGUCCAAUUCGACCAUCGACACCCUUGCGACGAUUGCUCUCGCGACGAGUCCCACCUUUGCACCUCUCACCUACCGUCCUCCAUCUCGAAAUUCUACCCCCGCCAUGUCCAUGUUUCCCUCCGAACCCGCCGAGUAUACCGAACGUCCAGCCAAGCGCCCGCGGUCGGAAAAAGACCCGUCACCGUUCCAUCAGCCUCGGACAAGUUCCGUCUCCGAUGCGAACCCUUCCUCGGCCUUUGAUAGUAUGAAAACCGAUGCGGAACUUCUGCUGAACUUCGCGAGACCCUCGAAUUUUCCACCGCCCGCCCGUCCCGCAAAACGAGUGAGCAUCGACGAGUCGUACCAUCAGCUCGCGAGCGAUGUCAAACCAGGCAAAUUGGGGCUUGGUGUCGCAUAUCAAGGCUCGAACGAUGAACGAUACAUACACGGAAACAAUGGCAUACCGCCGUCGCGCAUGCGAUCUCAAUCCGAUGGCUCCGCUGGGGUCUCCCGUCCGGUCAUCCAGGGUCUACGUCCCAACACAAGUUCUUCCACCUUGCCAACCAUUUGGCAGGACGAACGGGAUGGAAUGGACGCCCACUGGUCUUCGACCUCGAGGAUUCCGAUGACUGAGAUGCACUACAAUAUGCAAGGCUUCGGAACAAUGGGUCUCAGCGCUCCCCAGUCGGCAUUCCAAUUACCCUCUAAAACAGAGGAUGAUACGGAAUCUGAAGAAUCUAGCCAGGCUAGCUGUGCGGCCUGCAACCUCGUACGGAUGCCCAUGGAUACGGGCGACUAUGGCGAUGAUACCUGGAUCAGUUGCGAUGGCUGUAAACGAUGGUUUCAUAUCGUGUGCGCCGGGUUCAAGAAUGAUCGUGAAAUCCGCACUGUGGACAAAUUCAUCUGCCGCGGGUGCCGACCAAUUCACGGCCAGACGACCUUCGUGCGGAAGUCGUCUCGGGCCCGCACGGCCAUUGACUAUGCUGGUCUCAAUCAAGGCCUCGUCAAGGCGGCCACGGACUCACUGGAGCAUCAUUAUAUCGAACCUAUUCGACAAGGUCGUAUCCGCUUUCUCCCCGAGAACUUCCCCCGAAUGCGCCCGGAGUUGGUCACUGCCGAAUAUUUUGAACGAGGAAGUGGUAUGACUGAGCCGAUUGUGAUCCCGGCGCAUCUGAAUACUCGUGAUUCGAUCCCGAUAACUACCCCGGAUUUUGAUGCCCUUGUCGAAGAGGCCUCUACACAGGAGAUGUUCGACGAGCUGCUGGAACAUGCCACUGAAGAAGAGCAAGGGGUGGAGCAAGUGAUUGAUUGUGGUCAGGACCAGUUAGACAUGGUGAUCCCUCAGGGCCUCACGGUCCGAGCAGUCGCCGAGCUCUAUGGGCCCGAGGAAAGGGUGGAGGUGAUUGAUGUCAAAUCCCAACAGGGAGAAGACAAGAGGUGGACUAUGCAGAAGUGGGCUGACUAUUACGAGAGUACCGGUCAGAAGGUGGUUCGGAAUGUCAUCAGUCUGGAAGUGUCCCAGAGCAAACUGGGCAAGCUCAUUCGUCGGCCAAAGGUCGUUCGCGAUCUUGACUUGCAGGAUGCUGUGUGGCCAGAAGAGCUUAAGGCCGCUGGUGAAUACCCGAAGGUCCAGUUUUACUGCCUGAUGUCCGUCGCCGACUGCUAUACGGAUUUCCAUAUCGACUUCGGAGGGUCCUCGGUCUAUUACCACAUUCUGAAAGGCAAGAAGACGUUCUUCUUCAUUCCUCCCAAGGACAAGAACCUCAAGAAAUACGAAGAAUGGUGCAACUCUCCCGCCCAGGAUUCGACCUUCCUUGGCGACCAAACGAAAGAGUGCUACCGCGUGGAUCUCUCCGAGGGGGACACGAUGUUGAUUCCAUCCGGCUGGAUCCAUGCCGUAUGGACUCCUGAGAAUAGUUUGGUGAUUGGCGGGAAUUUCCUGACCCGGUUGAACUAUGGCAUGCAAAUCAAGGUGGCCAAAAUUGAGAAGGAUACUAAAGUUCCCCGGAAAUUCCGAUAUCCGUUCUUCCAGAAAAUUCAAUGGUAUACGGCAUUGAAGUACUUGGAAGAGGACCCGGUCCCUCAAAGCGUCUUGGAUGCUUUUGCCCAAGACGAGAACUAUCGCUUCCACCGAGAGUACCCUGUCUAUUACGAAUUUGGAGAGCUCGCCAACACCGCGGCCCCUGGUUCACCUUACCAUAACUCGCGGUUCUAUUCGCAAGCAGAAGUGGAGGGCCUCCCGGAUCUCGCCAAGUAUCUGCUGCGGACGGCUCUGAUUGCCAACUCAUACAUCGUCGAAGGGGUGACCGUGGAGGCGAGGAAUGCAAUCAAACGGUCAAUUCCAAAGAACGCCGGUGACCCUGUCGAAACCAUUCGAAAGUUCGGAAUCUGGGUUGCGUGGAAGCGAGGGAAUGAACCGGCCCCAGCGUGGACACGUCCGGGAGUCGUCGAAAACAAUCCCAAGUUCACCCUCGCCGAGAAGAAACCAGCCGGGCGACCAAGCCGCCGUUCAGAGCGCAAUGCAGACAAUCAACGGAUGUAUGCUGAGAGGCAAGCCGUCCAACGCCUUCCAGAGCAAGUCGCAGAGCCUGUCAGCACGUUCACGAACAAUGGCGGUCCUGCCAUGCCGUUGAACAGCGAUGCGACCACGCCGUCAUAUGCGUCAGGAGCGAGCGUAGUCAAAGAAGAGACUGCUCCUAAGCCCCGGACUACGCCCAGAGGGUCAGGACUCGGGCCCAAGCGCGUUGCUUGUGAUGCUUGUCGCAAACGCAGGAUUCGGUGCCAUCACAAGGAUGAACACGCUGACGCCACGGCCAAACAUAUGGCACUGGGGGGUUUCGGACCUGUUAGCCAGUCGUCUCUGGCUCACGAUGCCGCGUCGGCACUGAAUUCCCUGGCAGCAAUUGCGUCUGAAGCUGGUCUUCAGGACAAUAACGGUCGGGCAUUCGAUCGGUUUGAGACCGGACAAUACGGCACGGCCGCUUUGAGCACCCCACACACGGUCCCUCGGCUUAACGACAUGAGCCCCGACGGCCUUAACCAAGGCAAAAAGGGGCGUAGCAAAGCCUGUGAUGAUUGUCGAAAGAGCAAGCGCCGGUGUAUCCACGACGAGUUUGGUAGAAUCGACCCUAUAAAGGCCCAGGAGCGAUCCAAGCCACGAGCUGCGUCUUCUACGAAGAGGCCACGCCCGAACGAAGAUAGUCUUGGCUCGAUGUCGAAUAAGAGGCCAAAACAAGAGAGCACUUCGCCGGUAUCCAGGCCGAUACAACUCAACCGACACGGAGAGAUCUUCGAUGCGCAGACAAUGCAAUCUUCUGCUCACGCGCAAGCUAUGGAUAUUACGCAUUUGAACACGGUUCCUUCGGCGACUUACUCUGCUGAAAAGGAAGCACCCGUCGGGCAGACAUCAUAUGCCUCUCCGCCUGCGUUCCAGUCCGACACACUCGUCUCGAAAGAUGUGAACCCCGCAUCUCUGCCAAAGCCAACAGACUCUCUGGUGUCGCCACCGACAUCUCUUGCAGAUGAGACUGAUGUCUUGCAUGACCAAGCGGAUGGGGAUGGAGCUCUGCACACGCCUAAUUCUAGCUCUCGUCACUCCUCCCGUCAACCUCGCCAUGUUGAGCGGUACAUGCCUGAGGCUCAUGCGAAGAUAGCCAAGUCGACGCAUCCGAUUGCGCGUCGGGCGUCUUUUGGUGCGUCGACCAGCGGGACGCGAAAGACCACUCCUGGCCCAAAGAAAGCUUCGUCGCGGCCAACAUCUUCGCAUGGCAAGACACCAACGGCCGAUAAGAAAGCUUCCGCGUCUACGUCUCCAAAUCAACCCGGCAAGGGCGCGAAGCGCGACCGACCCGCUGACGACGCGCCCGAUGCUGAGAGUCUGCGCCUCAUCCGGGAGCUACAAGAGCAAGAAUUCGGGUUGCGAAAGCGGUCCACCCGGACAUGA